Molecule: messenger RNA, 1290 nt
Organism: Rattus rattus (black rat)
Lineage: Eukaryota; Metazoa; Chordata; Mammalia; Rodentia; Muridae
Gene: Dnajb7
Product: DnaJ heat shock protein family (Hsp40) member B7
Exons: 1
Coding region: 374-1285 (303 amino acids)
Biological process (GO): protein refolding; positive regulation of proteasomal ubiquitin-dependent protein catabolic process
Cellular component (GO): endoplasmic reticulum membrane; cytosol
Molecular function (GO): Hsp70 protein binding; ATPase activator activity
Source: RefSeq, a predicted model, not a curated record
ACCAAAACCAUAGAACUAUGCGGUAAUUAAGGCUCUGUAAUCUGGAGGUCAGAAUAUAUAAAAGAAAUGUCAUGGCCAUUAGCUGCAGAUCAUACAGAAUGAUUUGGGAGAAGUUGCAUUUAGAAGAUCUGAGCCCUAUCUCUGGCCCAGUAUGACACCAUAAUGCAGCUCUGACAUAUGCUUGCCGUCUGCUUGCCACACAAUCAGCAUCCUCAGUCUUUCAGCAGUGGCCCACCCCCGCAGUCCUAACACUGCCUUCAAUGUAAAAAUAUGCCUAUUUGCAGACACUUCUGCCUCCACCACCAGCAACUGAGCCUGAGCUGCCAGGAAAACACAGCACUCACCAUCAAGGGUGUUCGUUUCUAGUACUGUCAUGGUGGACUACUAUGAAGUUCUAGGAGUACAGAGAUAUGCAUCACCGGAAGACAUUAAAAGAGCUUACCGUAAAGUAGCACUUAAAUGGCAUCCUGAUAAAAAUCCAGAAAAUAAAGAGGAAGCAGAGCGAAAAUUCAAAGAAGUCGCCGAGGCAUAUGAAGUGUUAUCAAAUGGUGAAAAACGGGACAUUUAUGACAAAUAUGGCAAGGAAGGCUUAACCGGUGGAGGUGGCAGUCAUCUUGAUGAUGAACGUGAGUACGGUUUCACAUUCCGUAAGGCAGAUGAUGUCUUUAAAGAAAUUUUUGGUGAAAGGGAUCCAUUUUCAUUUCACUUCUUUGAAGACUCACUUGCAGACCUUUUAAGCAGUUCAAGAAGCUCCAGUGGAAGCAGAAGCAGAGGAUCCCUUUUCUCCCGAUCCUACGACUACCCAGUGUUUGCCAGACUUUCUUCUUAUGACACGGGAUAUUCACCUUAUGUUUCUCGGGGGCAUGAGAGCCUUACUUCAGUCUCUUCCCUGGCAUUUGAGGAUCCUGGGGUGGGCAACUAUAUACCCAUUACACCGUCAGUUAUUAAUGGAAGAAAUGUUAAGACAAAGAAAACUUUUGAGAACCGUCAAGAAAGAAAAGUUGAGGAUGACAGUGAGUUGAGAUCCUUUCUUGUAAAUGAAGAGGGCUUUGCAGACAAAUGUAACUGGAGAAGACAGUCAUUCAACGAUUAUUCACCAAAUUCCUAUACCCACUCAAGUACAACUCAAUAUUCUCUUGUGGACGACAAGGAACAAGGAUCACCUUGGGUCACCAACAAGAAGGAACCUUCCAUUUUUUCAGCAGGAUUCAAAGAAGGUGGUAGGAGGAAAAAGAAGAAGCACAAAGAGGGGCAGAAGAAGAAGUCCAAUAAAAGGAAUCGCUAAUUGAC